Messenger RNA from Podospora pseudopauciseta, 414 nucleotides. RefSeq names its product stretch-activated cation channel mid1 (gene MID1). Bases 1 to 414 code for a protein of 137 amino acids. The record is from RefSeq and is a predicted model, not a curated record. Lineage: Eukaryota; Fungi; Ascomycota; Sordariomycetes; Sordariales; Podosporaceae. The transcript has a single exon.
AUGAACUUUUGCCAAUCAUCGAGGGGAUACUUUUGCUGCGCGAUGCACCUGAGCCCGUUGCAGUCACGGUUGGCGGCUUCGGUUGCUGCUUCUUGCUUGUUGGUUUUGUUGUAUUUGAGCCUCUUUUCACCGCACUUUGCCGUUGCCGAGCUCGACCGGCCGCCGCGGCUUUUACCGAUUGUAUUCGAUGACGACCUCGAUUUUACGCCCAACCUCCCGGCGGGCGGGCCGAUGUAUGAGCCGGAUUUCAUAGGGUUCGACAGGAGCAUCAUUGGACGGGCAGCGGACGGGUUGUUGAAGCUGGAGAACACGGACCCUACGCCUAUGGACUUGGAGGAGGGGAGCACGACGAGGUUUUGGUUUCCUUUGGCGGUUCUUGCUGGGCGGGAAGGGGGGGUUGGAGUUGAGAGGUGA